Messenger RNA from Cladophialophora immunda, 4471 nucleotides. RefSeq lists its product as uncharacterized. The transcript has a single exon. Gene Ontology annotation, molecular function: mRNA binding; helicase activity. Gene Ontology annotation, cellular component: catalytic step 2 spliceosome. NCBI's taxonomy places the organism in Eukaryota, Fungi, Ascomycota, Eurotiomycetes, Chaetothyriales, Herpotrichiellaceae. The record is from RefSeq and is a predicted model, not a curated record. The coding region runs from base 57 to 4313 and encodes 1418 amino acids. Gene Ontology annotation, biological process: mRNA splicing, via spliceosome.
GUCGCAAUUGACCUCGCCAUUCUUUUGCACCCACCAUCCGCGUGUUCCCACGGUUAAUGGGUCUUCAACUACGGCCGGCUAUGGCUCCAGCACUGGAUGUGCAAGCAGAUGUCAGUAUUCAGGGUGAAGAUAGCAUCAAUCCGUGGGAAAAGCUGGCAAGAAAAUACUGGUGGGAUAAGGACACAACAACUGCAAAUGUCAAACCAGAAGUGAUCAAGGCAGCCAUUUGGGAUCCUCUGGAACAAGACUCCUUUCCCUUUCACUCCCUCGCCGUCCUUGAGAACUACCAGAUUCUCGAAAGAUUUCUUUGGCCGACCUUCUCGCCAGACUCUUCCAACCACCAUGUCUUGCUGAUCGUGGUCUUCUUCAAUGUGAAGCAACGGGCCCGUAUCCACGACUGGGCCUUGUUCAACAACCGCCCGGCAGAGUUUUCAACCCUACUUCGUCGAGUCCUCUCUUUGAUCCUCGACUCCUCUCUAUCCAUCUUUUCCCGGUUAUCCCUCCUCCAUUUUGUGCUCGGUGCAUUUCAGUCUUUGGAGAAUGAUCAGGUUCGGAAAGAGUGCGCCCCGCUGGUGUCGAUUGCAACAUGGCAUAAUCUACAUGACGAAAGGACAAGAGAGAGACUUCUGGAGGCGAAUCCAGCAAGGAAAAAAGCAUGGAGGGCCGCUGCGCGAAGAUAUGAUGCGGCCGAUCUAGAGACUCAAAGUCGCCUGCGGUUCGAUCGAGCAUGGCUUUAUACGAUGCUGAUUGAUUUCAUUGCGAGGCUCAACGCGCCAAAGUUGACUCACUCUCAAGAAAUGGUCUACUGUGAGCGCUUUGUGGAAUUCUUGAUCGACCUGACGAGUCAGUUGCCCACCAGGCGUUACACGAAUCCUCUUUUGAAAGACGUCAACAUCAUUCCCAUAAUUCGGAAAUCAAAGCUAUAUGAACGAGAAGAUGCCGUGCUUCUGCAUGACUUGACCAAUCUUCUCGAGCAUUUCCAGUCUUUUGCGAUUGAUGAACUGGGAGGCACGGAAGAAAGUCAUGGUGGCUUGCGCAGAGCACAUUAUCAAGCGUUGGAGAGGCUGCAGCGGGUGGCCCUCCAGAGCUUUGAGGACAAGCUGAAGGUUCUCGCACUAUCGAACUUCGGAUCCAUCGACAAAAGAAGCGAGCUAGAGUCUCACUUUUCUUCGUUGACCGACUCUGAAUUGCAGGAGCUCUGCACGCAGCUUGGGUUUCGAACCAGCUAUCCCCCUGCUGCCGGAAUCGCGGCUUCCCGGGCAAUUAUGAUGGAGACUCUCUUGUCAUCCUUUUCCAAACCUCAAGACUUCCGUGAGGUUGUCACGCAGUUAGCGGUUCUGCCCACAGCUGCCUCACUUUACGAUCCAGCCUUACUAAGAAACGAGCACUAUGAUGGCUCACGCCCACUUGGAUUUCCCAAAUUGAAUUUACAAUAUCUCACCCUUAGCGACUUCAUGUGGCGUUCAUUUCAGCUGUAUCAAGCCGAAGCUUUUUAUGGCAUAAGAAAGGACAUGGAAAGCAUUGUGAAGCGAAUGAAGCCGAAAGUAGGGCGAGACCGGAACACCACAGCAUUUGAAGGCUUCUCGAAAAUGGCUCUUCCGAUCGCAGAGCCCGCAGUCAUUGAAGUUGGUCCUCCGAAGGUUGGGUACCUGAAGCCAAGCUUUGUGCGAGUAGAAGUCAUACUGGAUGUCAGCCACCUUACGGACGGUAUCAGAAGAGAAUGGGACAAUCUUAGACCCCAUGAUGUUGUAUUUCUCCUGGCGGUGAAUGCCACCAACGCUUCUCGACUUCUUACCAAUGGUCACUCUGGCGACGGAGACGACGAACAGAGAAUGUUCACCGGUCUCAGAGCGGCCGAAGUCGUCCAAGUCCUGACCGAUGAUGGGCGAACUCUCAGAGAUACACAAACGAACGGACAUCCUUCAAGGCCUAGACGGAGGCGCCUGCUGCUCGACUUGGACGCGAGUACCUACGAUAGCGACAAGCAGAAACAAGGCCGGGCCAUAUCAGAAAUAGCGUCUCUUAACGUUAUCGCUCGCAGACAAGGGCGAGAAAACAACUUCAAACCUGUUCUGGAGACAAUCCAAGCUUUAGUCUCGUCAGAGACUGUGCUUCCAUCCUGGCUACAAGAAGUCUACCUAGGCUAUGGUGAUCCACAGAGUGCCUCAUUUCCGUCACUUCCGGAUCACAUUGACUCCAUAGACUACCUGGAUACAUUUCUUGAUUGGCAGCAUCUAUUAGACAGCUUUCCGGGGAAGACAGUUGAAACCGGCACUGGUCAGCCUACUCCGCUCGAGCCACCCUACAUCCUUCAACGCGCGACGAACACCUCUACAGAGGCCCCAGCAAACCCGAAGAAGAGACGUCGCGAUCAAAUGGAGCAAGACUCAUCCAUAGUGAAAGUUUCGACCUACAAACCUCGCAACACGGGACCAUAUCCAAUGGAUGCCCCCAGGAAGAACAAGAUUCGCUUCACGGCGAAGCAGGUAGAUGCUAUUGUGUGUGGGACGCAACCCGGUCUGACUGUUGUGGUUGGUCCACCUGGAACGGGCAAGACUGAUGUUGCAACACAAACCAUCAAUUUGCUUUACCACAACUUUCCAUCGGAACGUAUUUUGCUCGUGGCACACAGUAAUCAAGCGCUUAACCAGCUUUUUCAAAAAAUAAUUGCACUCGAUAUCGACCCUCGUCACCUGUUACGUUUGGGCCAUGGUGAGGAGGAGCUUGAUACGGAGGCGUCCUACGGUAAAUAUGGUCGGGUGGAAUCAUUCUUGGAGAAUCGCCAAUUCUAUCUGUCCGAAGUCAACCGUCUUGCCACUUCAAUUGGCGCUGAAGGGGCACAUGGCGCUUCGUGCGAGACUGCCGAUUAUUUUAAUCAGGUCUUCAUCAGACCCGGAUGGCAACGAUUCUGGGAUAUCGUCAACGCAGACAAUGCCACUCUUGAGUCCGUUCUCGGAGCUUUCCCCUUUUACAAAUACUUCAGCAACGCGCCAGUUGGAACGCUGUUUCCUCCUGAUGUCACGAUGGAAGAAGCGCGGGAGAUUGCGUCCGGCUGUCAGUAUCAUAUCGACAAGAUCUUCUCCGAGCUAGAGUCAAUCCGACCUUUCGAGAUCCUACGCGCUGGUCGCGACCAAGCGAAUCACCUCCUGGUCAACGAAGCACGAAUCAUUGCCAUGACAUCAACGCACGCAGCCAUGCGGAGAUCCGAAAUAGCUGAACUUGGCUUCCAUUAUGAUACCUUGGUCAUGGAAGAAGCGGCACAAAUCACUGAAAUCGAAACCUUUAUUCCAUGCGUGAUGCAGAACCCAGAUCCCAAUACUGGCGAAAUGCCCCUGAAGCGAAUUAUACUCAUAGGAGAUCAUCUGCAGAACUCCCCCGUGAUCCAGAACCUGGCUUUGCGCCAAUACGCCAACUUCGAACAAUCCCUUUUUCUACGUCUCGUACGGCUUGGCGUCCCUACCAUCCACCUCGACCAACAAGGUCGUUGCCGUCCUUCAAUAGCCAGCCUCUUUAAGUGGCGCUACAACAACUUGGGAAAUUUGACUCAGCUCGUCUCCCGGCCGGAAUUUUCACGCGCCAACGCAGGCUUCCGCUAUGACUACCAGUUCAUUGAUGUCCCUGACUACCAAGGCAGUGGCGAGCGUGAACCAACCCCACAUUUCAUCCAAAACCUCGGAGAGGCAGAAUACGCAGUGGCAUUGUACCAGUACAUGCGCCUCCUUGGAUACUCGUCGCACAGUAUCUCGAUUCUCGCUACCUAUGCUGGCCAGAGAGCGUUGCUCCGCGACGUGCUGGAGCAUAGAUGCAAAAAUAACUCGCUGUUCGGGAUGCCGAGGAUCGUGACAACGGUCGAUAAGUACCAAGGUGAGCAGAAUGACUACGUCAUUGUGAGCAUGACAAGGACGCGGUCGGUAGGAUAUCUUAGAGAUAUCAGGAGAUUAACUGUCGCACUGUCUCGAGCAAGGCUUGGAUUGUAUAUCCUUGGCCGAAAGGAGCUCUUUGCAAGCUGCUUUGAGAUGAAGCCUGCCAUGGAUAUCUUAUCGCGAAGGCCGAAUAAACUGGUUGUGACCACUGGGGAGAUGUUUCCUACUGCUCGCUUGCUCGAGGAGGAGGUGGAAGAUACCUCGGAGAUGGAAGGCGUGGAGCACCUGGGCCAAUAUGUGUACGAAAUGACCAAGGCAAAGGUCAAGGCUUUGGGCGGACAGGUCAAUGUUCAGAUGGUGGCGGACGAGCAAGAUGGCCCUGCGGCUGAGGAGACGGAGGGAUUCGGCGCAGACGUGGGAGAGGAGGAUCCGCUGCAUGAGGUCGUAUAAGUCGACCGAUGGUGAAGGCAAGAGUCAAGAUACCCAAAAUCGCACUACGCGUCGUGUUGUGUCCCACGAAGCUCAGAGAGAGAGCCUAGAUGUGACCUCUGGACGUAGACACUAUUUUCAUUGGUCGAAAUUGCUAUAUCGAAAAAUCGUUUCUCUGA